UCCUGUGAAAACGGACUAUAGAAUGAACUUCCACCGGCUGGUUGUUUUACUGGGAGCUUCAGUGUGUGUGUGCGAUGGCGUGCACGUCACAGUGCGGGAGAAGCAGCGGUUUGCUAUGCUCUUCCAGUCGGUCGUCCUGCCGUGCCAGUACCAGACGGGCUCCAUCCAGACGCCGGUGGUGCAGUGGUGGUACAAGUCCUACUGCAGGGACCGCACCAGGGAGUCCUUCAGCCUGCCGGAGACUCUGGGCUACAAGGCCUCCGAGCUGGGAGCCACGUCCCACCUGGAGUGCUCCGACAGCAGCCGCACCGUUCGGAUCGUGGCGUCGGCGCAGGGACAGUCCAUGACUCUGGCCGAGCACUACAAAGGCAGAGACAUCGCCAUCGUAAACAAAGCAGACCUGCGUAUCGGAGAGCUGCAGUGGGGCGACAGCGGAGUCUACUUCUGUAAAGUUGUCAUUGCAGACGAUCUGGAGGGGAAGAACGAGGCCCAGCUGGAGCUACUGGUGCUCGGCAGGACAGGUGAGCGGGACGAUCUUCUACCUGAGUUUGAUGUGGAGAUUAUGCCAGAAUGGGCGUUUGUGGGAUCUGUGGUCCUGGGCAGCAUCUUGUUCCUGCUGCUGUUGGGGAUCUGCUGGUGCCAGUGUUGUCCUCACUCCUGCUGCUGCUACGUUCGCUGCUGCUGCUGUCCGGACACAUGCUGCUGUCCUCGACACCUGUAUGAGGCGGGGAAGAUGGCGAAGAGUGCUCAGCCGGCUCAGGUCCCGGUGUAUCCCUACUACAUCCCUGGUGUGCCCACUGUGGUUCCUCUUGCUCCUUCAUCCCACAUGGACCCAAAGAUCUCCUCGAUUCCCUCUGUGGAGAAUAACCUGGCUGGUGUGCGCAGUGGUUAUCGACUGAAAGCCAGUCCAGACCAGGACUCAAUGAAAGUUCUGUACUUCAUAGAGAAGGAGCUGGCUCAGUUUCCAUCCCACAAGAUGGCUGCACUCAAACCCUGCAGCUUAUCAGAGCUGAGCUCUCUUCAUGACGGAGGAAACACAGAUUUCAGACACACCUACCAGACGGUCCAGAUGAAGGCGCUGCCGCCCAUCGCUGACCUGGACGACCAGCUGAGAGCAGCUCCACCUGCUCAGAGCAGAAGACCCAGACGAGACCGAGGAAACCUGUCAGACGAUGAGCUGGACCGCAGGUGGAACCCUCGCUCAGACCUGCAGAGAAAGACGUUGAGCCGAAGAGGGCGAACUGUCCUGGACGAGCUGGAGGAAUUCGCUCGUUCUUACGGCUCUCGGUGUCGGGCCGAGCCUCCGGACCGGUCCUGUGAGCGGGACUACAGCCCUCCCAGGCGUUUCUACAGGGACGAGGACGACGGCUGGGGUCACCGCAGCCCCUCGCCGUUACCUCAGAAGAGAAGGGACACAUGGGACAGCGACCGGCCUUUUGGACCGCCUCAGAGCAGAGGCUACGACGACGCCUUCCUCACCAGCGUGCUGGAGAGCAAGGCGAGGGGCCGGCCCGGCGCUGGGAGGCUGGACGAGGACAGCGACACUCCCUCUAAGGGCAGCUCCAGGGGAAAGGACAGCUACUACAGCCCCCCCAGCAACCGUCCAGAAGACGAGGACCCUCUGCCUCCGUACUCUGAGCGGGAGGCCGAGCGGUACCGCAGGAACGACCUGACAGCAGACGGUACCGGCACGGCAGAUCCUCCCCGAUCAGACAGAUACAGGAGCAGUGAAGCAGCCUCCAGGCCCUUCUCCUACACUCGGCCCCAUAAGGGGACGUCCCAGACACUACAGGGGCCCCGAGAGGACAGAGACCGGAGCCGGAACCUGGUGAGUUACUUGUAGCAGGAACAAGGACUUCCUUCCUCUCUGCUCCUCAGGAAAGCAGCUUCUGAAUCCUGUCAAUACUCAGGAUAAAUGUGGCCACAUCUUUUAUUUUCUUAUUGUCAGUAAAUACUGUGAGAGCUCCCAAAACCAGCAAUGAACUGAUCGUACUAGCCACUAUUCUCUGUGGAGGAUAAAUACUAAAACACUGUUAAACAACACUGAGUCACAUGUAGUGUGAAAUGUGUAGUUUGAAUUUGUGAACUGCAAACAGUUUCUGGGCUUUUAGAAUUAGAAUAGAAUGCCAUUUAUUGUCACUAUACACAAGUACAAUGAGAUUUAGAGCAUCUCCAUCAGUGCAAGUUUCUGUCACAUUUUUACUCACUCUGGGCUCAUUUUUCACAGCAGGAACUUGUACAAUAGUGAGCAAACAUGUCGUCUGUUUCAGCAGGAUAUGAUGUCGUAAACCACAACCAAAGAAAAGAAACAACAGUAGACUGUGAGUGUUUAAUACUCGAGUCACUAAUAAU
Messenger RNA from Acanthochromis polyacanthus (spiny chromis), 2352 nucleotides. It is a transcript of the gene ildr2b, whose product is annotated as immunoglobulin-like domain containing receptor 2. Gene Ontology annotation, cellular component: membrane. NCBI's taxonomy places the organism in Eukaryota, Metazoa, Chordata, Actinopteri, Pomacentridae. The record is from RefSeq and is a predicted model, not a curated record. Gene Ontology annotation, biological process: pancreas development.